AUGUCGCUCGUCGAAGAAGCUGAUACGUUCGGCGAAAAACGCAUAAACAUGGCAUACCUCUGCAUUGUUGGUGCUCACGUAGUCAACGGUGUUGCGGCGAUUCAUUCAGAGAUACUUCGAAACCAAAUUUUCAAAGAUUUUUACGAGUUGUGGCCAGAGAAGUUCCAGAACAAAACUAACGGAAUCACUCCUAGACGCUGGCUGUUGUUGUCAAAUCCAUCGCUUGCCGAUGUCAUUGCAGAAAAACUCGGCGAAUCUUGGAUCACAGACCUGAGUCAACUCGUCCAGUUGAAGCAGUACGCCAACAACAUCGGAUUUUUGGAGUCUGUCAGGAGAGUCAAGCAGGUAUCCAGUAGUCGUCAGGACAAGUUCAAGUUUUUACUGAUUCAUUAG
Soboliphyme baturini is the source of this 393-nucleotide messenger RNA. The record is from the annotation of a GenBank genome assembly. NCBI's taxonomy places the organism in Eukaryota, Metazoa, Nematoda, Enoplea, Dioctophymatida, Soboliphymatidae.